This is a messenger RNA of Coccidioides immitis RS, 276 nucleotides long. RefSeq lists its product as uncharacterized. The coding region runs from base 1 to 276 and encodes 91 amino acids. Lineage: Eukaryota; Fungi; Ascomycota; Eurotiomycetes; Onygenales; Onygenaceae. The transcript is spliced from 4 exons. The record is from RefSeq and is a predicted model, not a curated record.
AUGUUCAGUAUAGAAUUGGUGGAGCUGGCACUCAGAAGUGAAGAUAAAGAUGCAUACCAGUUAGAGCUUAAGCUGUACUGGUGCUCUCUGCUUUACUGCUGGGGCCUGCUCUACUGCCAGUUCUACAACACUGUCAAAAAAAUCUUCACAGCCAGUCAGCAUUUCUCAUUUGCAAAUAAGAACCUGGACAUAUUAACUCUGGAUUCCAGACUGCAGUUCUAUAAGACUCAGAAGAAGUACUGGGUUACUGCUACUGUUCUGCAGACCAUGAACUGA